Molecule: messenger RNA, 1689 nt
Organism: Phoenix dactylifera (date palm)
Lineage: Eukaryota; Viridiplantae; Streptophyta; Magnoliopsida; Arecales; Arecaceae
Cellular component (GO): nucleus
Molecular function (GO): DNA-binding transcription factor activity; sequence-specific DNA binding
Source: RefSeq, a predicted model, not a curated record
UUGCGUAUCUAUCCUCUUCCCUACCCCAAAAUGCGCAGCUUGCUCGAUCGAACUGGUUAUGAAUUCAAUACCAUAUCAUUUCAAAUUUGAUCCCUACAGGCAACUGGACCAGCUUAAAUUUGAGCAAAGUUGGAGGUGCACAGCCCCGCUCUGAAGCUUCUUUUGCGCUGAACCCCCGAGGAAUAUAUCUUUUUGAAGAUUUUUGCACUUACAGAUGAUAAAGAAAUUGUGCAUAGAUCGAACAACUUUUAAAAAUUCGAGCAAACAUCUGCCUAUCUUCCAUGAAGCAGAAAGACUACAUGAAAUAUAUGUGUUGUUGACUGAUUCCAGAAUGAUUGAAGAGCGUAAUUUAUGCAGGGAAUUCUCAAUUUCAAGUUUAACACUUGAUUAAGAAGUGAUGAAAGUAUUAAGAUGAUAAGAAAUUCAAGAGAAGAAGAGCUUUUAGCUAGAGAAGAAGGAGGUACCGAUGUUGACAAGUUCCCAGUAAGUUCAAGACCAUGGCCAGCACUAAAAAAUCCAAGAAUUGUACGAGCCUCACGCACAUUUGGAGGAAAAGAUAGGCAUAGCAAAGUCAGUACUAUAAGAGGAUUGAGGGAUAGGCGUGUGAGGCUCUCAGUGCCGACUGCUAUUCAAGUGUAUGACCUUCAGGAUAAGCUAGGGGUUAACCAGCCUAGCAAAGUUGUGGAUUGGUUGCUUAAUGCUGCUCAACAUGAGAUCGAUAAGCUUCCCCCACUCCAGAUGCCACCAGGAAAUUUCAUUCAAUUCCCUCAGUCCAUGGCAAUCUCUCACAAACUGGCUCCACCUCAAGCUCCCUCUUUCCAUCCCACUGGAGACGGUACUGAUUUUAUUCUUGAUGGUAGAGCUUUCCAAUUAGCCACUUCUUCUAGUGUGGCAAAUGGAGAUAUGCUAGACAGCAAUACUGUCGAGAAUGCAAUGAUGGUGCAAAAAUCCACAUUUUGGAAUUCAGAUGUACUCUUGAAGAAUAAAGAAAAAGAAGCCGUGAAGGAACCCAGCAUGGAGAAAGGCAGCAUGAUCAAAGGAAACGAUGUAGGAAGUGGAUUGCAGAAUAAUGCCAUGUCAUACCCCUCCUACCAUCACUGGGAUCCAUCUAAUGCACAUAUAUCCCAUUUAGGCCAUCCGUCUCGAGCAGAAGGGUUCCAUAGUUGUCAGCCUGUAUCGAUGUUUGCAUCAUAUAUGAAUGCUUCAACUGACUUCAAUGCAAAGCAAUACAAGCACCUUCAUAUGGAAAACUCAGCUUCACAGCUUCUCCCAUCAAAUUCUCUCAGAACUUCAUUGCAGUCAGGCAAUCCAAGCUUGGAACUUCUCCAACCAAACUUAACCUUUAAACAUCACCAUCCUCAAGACCAUCAAGAUUGAGACCAAACUGUAUGGCAAUUCUGGCGACCGCAUACAUUAACCACCUUCGUAAAGUUUGCAGAGGCAGUUGUGAGUUUAAUGUGAUUUGAAGUCAGGUAUAUGGUUUCUUGAGUGUUGGAAGUCGCAUGAAAUUUUAUGUUAUUUUUUGAUAUAUGGGAGUGAGAAAUUUAAUGUGCUAUAUGGUUUCUUGAGUGUUGGAAGUCGCAUGAAAUUUUAUGUUAUUUUUUGAUAUAUGGGAGUGUGCAUUAUUUGGUUUUCUUGUUAAUUGGCACUAAAUUUACUAUAAAGUGGAGCCUAUUGUUAUAUGUUAAA